CAUCCUCUGCAUAUACAAGGCAUAUACAUACCUACUACAAUUGUUCGUGUUGUACGUCUUAAGAAAUUGGUCCAUAUCCUACCAACAUUGGAGGAUUCUACGACUGGAAACUUAUUUAUUAUGAGUGUCUCGCACCAGUUGCUGGGGUUGGGACCAGCAGAGAUGUUGGACUUUGAUAAACGAACUUGCUCCAGACAGGGCAGUGUUGGGGACAUUGAAAUAAUGGACGGAUUUCUGAAAGGCUUCAAUCUUAAUUAUGACGACACAAUCAGGCAGCUGGACAUCUACUAUGGAAUUGUGAAGCGGACCAUACUUCGCUACCAAAGUCCAGUCAACGGUUUAUUCCCCGUACUCUCGUCGGAUAACAAGGUCGGAAGUGUUCGAGACAGCAUUUAUUGCGCCGCAGCGAUAUGGAGCUUAUACCAGGCAUACCGGAGGAUUGAUGAUGACCGUGGGAAGUCGCAUGAACUAGGUCAGAGUGCCGUCAAGUGUAUGCGGGGAAUCUUAGAGUGUUGGAUACGCCAAGCAGAUCGAGUGGAACAGUUUAAGCAAAACCAAUCUCACCAGUUUGCCCUACACUGCAAAUUCCAUUUGGAGACUGGAGACACCGUGUUUGGGGAUGACGAGUAUUUUCAUCUUCAGAUUGACGUGGUGUCCCUGUACAUCAUAUACCUGGUUCAGAUGAUCACGUCUGGACUCCAAAUCAUAUUUGUUCAGGAUGAAGUCAACUUUGUUCAAAACUUGGUCUAUUACGUGGAACGUGCAUAUCGCACACCAGAUUACGGUAUGUGGGAACGAGGGAGCAAGUACAAUGACGGCACUGCUGAAAUUCACGCGAGCUCAAUUGGGAUGGCGAAAGCGGCUCUGGAAGCAAUCAAUGGAUGCAAUCUGUUUGGAGAUGUGGGGACCUCAUGGAGUGUAAUCUUUGUUGACAUUGAUGCUCACAAUCGCAAUAGGAGCAUUUUUGAAACAUUACUGCCAAGAGAGUCCAGCUCAAAAAACAUUGACAUUUCCCUUCUAUCCACCAUUUCAUAUCCUGCGUUUGCUACCCAUGACGAGCAAUCGUACUCAAAGACGAAACAAAAGAUUCUUCGGAAAUUGAAGGGAGACUACGGCUUUAAGCGCUAUCUUCGGGAUGGGUACAAGACGAUGGUGGAGGACACGGAGAGACGCUUCUACACGAAAGGAGAAACUAAGAACUUCGAAAACAUCGAGUGCCAAUGGCCAAUUUUUUACUUGUACAUGAUCAUUGAUGGAGUUUUCAAGGGGAUACCCGACCAAGUGGAAGAAUAUUGCCAAUUAGCAAAGCUUCGAUUGAUACGUGACAAUCUCGGAGACCCCAUCGUUCCCCGCUACUUCUACGUGCCCAAAGAGUCCAUUGAGGAGGAGAAGCAAGAACCUGGCUCCCAGGCCCGUCUGAUGAGUGGGAAGGGCUCCGAUAGUGAAGUCUUCCUUUGGGGGCAGGCCAUGUACAUUAUCGCCCAACUCCUCACUUCCGGACUCGUCCACCUCAACGAGAUUGACUUGGCGAGGAGGUAUCUCCCAACCUACAACCGGCCUCGUAGAGCCCUUAGAUACUCAGCAUUUCAGGGAACGGCGAGCGACCUUGUUGUCCAAGUCGUCCUCAUUGCAGAAUCCCAUCGGUUACAAGCCAUGCUGGCAACGUAUGGUAUCCAAGCUCAAACUCCCGUCGAAGUGGAACCAGUUCAAAUAUGGCCCCCAUCACAGCUCGUCAAGGUACACGAGUAUUUGGGUGUGAACAAGAAGCUGGGAUUGAAAGGAAGGCCUCCGAGACCGGUGGGAGCACUGGGAACGUCCAAGGUGUAUCGAGUGUGUGGUCAAACAGUGCUCUCUUAUCCACUCAUGUUUGAAGUGUCUGAUUUCUAUCUCAGCCACGACAUGACUCUUCUGAUUGAUGACAUUAAAACCGAGUUGCAUUUCGUGGGCAAGAACUGGCGACUUUCGGGGAGACCAACGAUGGUUCUCCUUAUCAGGGAGGACCACAUGCGAGAUCGAAAGUUCAAGGAGCUGCUGGACUUGUUUGCCGAGCUUAAGAAAGGACACUGUGACGGAUUAAAGGUUAGGAUUGGCCGUCUGCAGAACCUAAUCUCUUCCUCAUGCAUAGAACAUUUAGAUUUUAUGAACCACAUUAAUGUGGAUCUUAACGUGGCCCCCUUCCGCCAAGUUGUCCACGAGUACAGUGGGUACCAAAGUCUAACCGAUGUGCCCAAAGCCAUAGUUUUCAAUGACCCCUUUCUCCAAGUCAAAGAGUACAAGGAGCAGCCUACGAGCGAGAUUUUGGAAGCUUUUCGCAACCUGGAGGGAUUCUAUGCAAAGUGCCAGCUUCUGGGCUUCCUCUUGAAACGCGAGGGUGCGGACUUUCUGGUGGAGGAGGACUUAACAGUGCAGGAAGCUCUUCACCGAAUGAACGAUCAGGCAGGAGUUUUGAGGUUGUGGGGUGCUGUUCGUUAUGCUAGCAGUCUCCUUUGCCAACUUGUAGACUCGAUAAGUCCCUACAUAACCACCAUCUUGGUCAACGGAAAACAGCUCACCUUCGGGGUGGUGGGUAAAGAGGAAGUAGUGAUUGACAAGCCCAUGAGUCCUGCAGAAAUACGGGACGUAAUUUACUCCAAGGUGCAACCCUACGACAUUGUCCAAGCCACGCUGCAACAGGAGCUGGCUCUUUAUUGUGGCAAGCUGAUUGUGACCCAUCCUGACGUCUUUGAUGGGAUUCUCAAGAUUCGGAUUGGGUGGGUGUUACAAGCCAUCCAGCUCUACAUGGACAUUACGAAGGAGAACGUGAACGAAAAUUUUCAGUUGAGCUGGUGCAGUCCGAGCGAGGUGAGACGCCUUCUACAAAUCGUCCUCGACAUUGGCGAACAUCCAGACAAAUUGUCAGUGUUUCAACGCCGCCAAAUCGAGGGCUGCCUCUGCCGAGUGCCCACAAACUUUUAUGGGAAGGUAUGGCACGUCUUGAGAAAGACGCCGGGCGGAAUCAUCAUUGCAGGCAAGACGCUGCCCCAAGAGCCCACCCUGAGCCACAUGACCCUCUCAGAACUCAACUUUGCACUUCAAGUGGAAAUCAUGCUUCACAAUAUUGAACAUCCAGAGUACAUUCAGAUAGUUAUCGAGCUCCUUUGCGUCGUGUCCACAAUUCUGCAGCGGAACCCAGAGUUGGCUUUCAACGGAAGUUUGGACGUGGACCAACUCGUGGAAAGUGCAUAUCAGAUGUUUCAGAAGGAUUUUAAGGCCGAAGGAGCCAAGCACGGGGACAAUGAGUUGUACCCUUUUUUCAAUGCACCGGCGGCCACCACGACCGGCUACUUGGCGCGUGCCGUCGUCAACAACAUAUUGCAAGGCGACAUGAGGUUUGGAGUCGAGCUCAAUGAAUUCUCAAGGGCAGAAUUGUGUGUCAUUCAGUAACGAUAAGGAGUUGUCGUGCCCAACGCCACUAGAAUAAUCUAAGUACAUAAAUUUUUGCUGUUCCAUAAAAAUCUAGUCUUCCAUCUCAUCCUUCUUUGUGUUAAAUAACAAGUUAUUCGUGACUCAUUUGAGAAAUGUAAAGAAUAUAAAUUUUAAACACCAGUA
Messenger RNA from Folsomia candida, 3588 nucleotides. Its product is annotated as probable phosphorylase b kinase regulatory subunit beta. The record is from RefSeq and is a predicted model, not a curated record. Gene Ontology annotation, molecular function: calmodulin binding. NCBI's taxonomy places the organism in Eukaryota, Metazoa, Arthropoda, Collembola, Entomobryomorpha, Isotomidae. Gene Ontology annotation, biological process: glycogen metabolic process. The transcript is spliced from 24 exons. Gene Ontology annotation, cellular component: phosphorylase kinase complex. Bases 121 to 3423 code for a protein of 1100 amino acids.